AUGAAGGAGCCAGAGGAGUUUGGACCACUAGUGUUUCAUGGCAGCCCACUUGGUUCAGGGGUUCAGUGUUUAAGCUUGAGACUACAGGUCAAAAGGUUUCAGGUGUUCGCCAUUAUCGACAGGAAACCGGUGAUGGACAGGUGCCCAGAAGAUGUGAAAGAACCACUCGAUUUUUUACCAUCGGUCUCUUUCAGCAACGUUCGCUUCAGCUACCCUUCAAAACCAGAAGUUGAGGUGCUGCGGGGCGUGACUUUUACCAUUCCCGCCGGGCAGCUGGUGGCCAUUGUGGGCCCCUCUGGCUCGGGCAAGACAACCUGUUUGCGCCUCAUGAACGGCUUCUACGACCCACCACAGGGAACAGUUGAGUUUUGUCGUCACCAGGGACAGCUCGUUCUUAAGGUCCGCGUGAGUGGCGUGGACAUCCGACACGUGACGGGGGCGUGGCUUCGAGCGCGCAUCGCCUUCGUGCAGCAGCAGACGACGCUGCUGGGUGCCACAGUGGCCGACGCCAUCCGCUGCGGCGUCGCCGGCAGUGACGCCGACGUCACGGACGUAGCCAAGAUCGCUGGUGUCCACGACGUUAUUGAUCAGAUGCCAAAGAGGUACGCCACCCCGUUGUCGGGCAACAUCAGCGACGACGUGCGGAAGCGGCUGGCCAUCGCGCGGGCGCUGCUCACCAACCCAGACAUCCUGCUGCUGGACAGCUGCUUCUCCUCCAUGGCGCCAGAAGUCGAGGGCGCCCUGCUUAGCGCCAUAACUGAGGUGCGUCUGCUCUCACUGACUCGGAUCCAAUUAUUUGCUAUUAACCAGCAGAUCAGAUCUGUAUAUGGGCCAGAGUCGCGAUUAAGAAGAAAUCACAGAGUGUACGUACGAAUGCGUGGUAUCGUGGAGACAUGA
This is a messenger RNA of Schistocerca cancellata (South American locust), 897 nucleotides long. Its product is annotated as multidrug resistance protein pgp-1-like. Bases 1 to 897 code for a protein of 298 amino acids. Gene Ontology annotation, molecular function: ATP hydrolysis activity; ATPase-coupled transmembrane transporter activity; ATP binding. The record is from RefSeq and is a predicted model, not a curated record. The transcript is spliced from 5 exons. Lineage: Eukaryota; Metazoa; Arthropoda; Insecta; Orthoptera; Acrididae. Gene Ontology annotation, biological process: transmembrane transport. Gene Ontology annotation, cellular component: membrane.